This is a messenger RNA of Cuscuta campestris, 2513 nucleotides long. The record is from the annotation of a GenBank genome assembly. NCBI's taxonomy places the organism in Eukaryota, Viridiplantae, Streptophyta, Magnoliopsida, Solanales, Convolvulaceae.
CAUGCUAACAAACUCCGCAAAUUAUACCAUACAACCGACUGUACCCAAAAUAGGGUACAGCCGGUAAAUCAAGAAGAAAAGGCAUCGAUCGGAGGAGAAAAAGGUGCCCCUAAUCGGGUCGGGUCGGAGGAAGGGAGCUGCGUUUGAAGGAGAGCUGCGGAAGCCGAAAUAGAUCUGAGGUGAUGAAGAAGGAGAUCGGCGGCAGUUUUGGGCAAAAUCGGUCGGGAUGAAGAAAGAAGAUCUGCCAAAUCAAUCGGCGAAGAAGGGCUUUCCAGAUCCGCGAUUCCAGAUUUGGUAGCGGAAGACUCUGGGAUAGCAUCUUUCGAUUUUGAUGAGCAGCCUAUAAAAACUUCUGAAAAAGAAUCUGGAACUGAGUUUGACGAUGAUGAUAGAUACGGGACACUGAAUAGUUUUUCAUCUGAAAUUCGUAAUUUAAGUAGAUAUUGUCUAUCUCAUACAUCUUGAGGAGAACUGCCGUGGAAAAGAGCUCCUGUGCAGGGAUGUAUUGAAGAAAGUUAGCUGGAAAGCAUUUUUUCUAAAGGGAAGACGAUCCUCCAAAUAAGGGAGAAUAAUCCAGUAAAUCCAAUACGGAGCGACUCACGUAUCUCAAUAUCAACAACAAUCUAGUAAAUCCCACAAGUGGGGUUUGGAAGAGAAUAGAUGUAUGCAAACCGUACCCCUACCCAAAGAGAAGACACCCAGUUCAGAAAACAAACUUAAAAGGAAAGAAGAGUAGGAGAUGCUAGUAAUGGGGGGCAUAUGAGGGAAAAUAAAAAUCCUACACCAAAAGGUAAUCACCCCAUAUAAAACAGAAUUAAUCAAUCUUGCUCUCCCAGCAUAAGAAAUGUGCCUGGUUGCCCAGGAGGCCAGUUGUGUUCUUGAAGUGUGCAAGGCAGUUGAGAAUGGUUCCUACAGAAUCUGUAUCAGCUCGGCAUGCCACAAUAAGAUCAUCUGCAAAGACUAUGUUAAUCAGAUUGAGUGUUUUGCAUCUCGGGUGAAACUUAAACUUACUCCUUUUGGCAAAUCUGCCACAUUUUAUCUUGGCUACUCUCUGUUUAUGGCAGUUGCAAUCAUGCUUGGCUUUGGCCCCGAAAUAUGGGAAGAUCUGUUUGAAAGGUUCAGCCACAGUGAUGCUCCAAGGAUGUUUCAGUUGCACAAAGAUAUCGUGACACUUGUUCAGGGUACAGAUUCUGUGGCAGAGUAUUUCACGAAGCUGAAAGGUCUUUGGGACAGUUACCUUAUUAUGGUGUCCUUGCCAAAUUGCAAAUGUGUGUCAGGUCAGAAGGAUUGCAGCACCAGAGCACCUUUGGUUUCAGAAUCCAGUGCUCUAGCUUCUGUUCAACAUAUCAAACCUGUGUUUGGAACCACUUUAAGUGGAAAGAAAUCCAAAUUUUUCUGUCAACACUGCAAGAUAUAUGGGCAUACAAUUGAUAGAUGUUUUAAGAUUCAUGGUUACCCCAAAAACAGCAAAGGAAAUAACAGUUUCAAUCAAAGCAAGAGAGUGGCUGGCAAUGCUUUCUCUGAAGAAUGUGUUGAAACAGGAACUAUCACUUCCAGCAACUCAAGUGUACAUUCUGAGCAUUUAAACACUGACCAGCACAUGUCCCUGACUUCCUCUCAUAAAGAGACUUUUCAUGAUGCUGGACAGCUGGAGACAAAUCUGUGCCUGGUUUUCUCUCUGCUAACAUGGCUUGCAGUGAUCAUUUGGCAGGAUCCUGUAAAGAGGACUUCUAUGAUGGUUGGUAAAGAGAGUGCUGGCUUGUACUUUGUGGAUCAACACUCUCCUCCAACUGCUCAUGCUUCUUUCAUUUCUCCUUUUUAGUCUCUCAAAAACUGAGUUGUGGCAUUGUAGGGGGCCUAGGACUAAGGAAUAUGGUGUACUGGAAUAGAGCUUAUGUAUACAACUAUUGGUGGGAUAUUGAUAAAGAUAAGGAAAAUUUGUGGGUAAAAUGGGUACAUGAAAGGUAUAUUAAAGGGGAGGUGAAGAACUACGAAAUCAGGGGUGACUGCUGUUUUUAUUGGAAAAAGAUCAUAAACAAUAGAAAAUGGUUCACCAAAAUGGAUAUGUCAAAGGGGUACACUACAGAGAUGGGGUAUGCCUGGCUGCUGGAGGUGAAAGAAAAGCCAAACUGGAUAUCAUUUGUUUGGAACAACCUAACUGUACCCAAACACCAAUUCCUCCAAUGGCUCAUUAGUGAAGAGAGAGUUAGUACCAAGGCAAGACUAGCUAAAUUCAUGGAUAUAAUUAACAUAUGUGAAUUAUGCGGUGCAGCUGAAGAAGACCAAGACCAUUUAUUCAGUAAGUGUAACAUAACAAAAGAACUUCUUGAUAGAGUUUCAAACUGGUUGGAGUGGAAAAUAGAGGGCGAAGAGGUACAGGAGAUUAGGCAAUCUUUAAUGAGAAUUAAGGGGAGAAGGAGGAGGCAAAUCAUAAGUGCCUAUGCGGCAGUAUGCUAUGCCAUUUGGAGGGCCAGGAACAAGAUGUUUCAUCAUAAGAAAGAGCCACAACUGGA